Messenger RNA from Pseudophryne corroboree (corroboree frog), 3571 nucleotides. It is a transcript of the gene TRIM67, whose product is annotated as tripartite motif containing 67. NCBI's taxonomy places the organism in Eukaryota, Metazoa, Chordata, Amphibia, Anura, Myobatrachidae. The record is from RefSeq and is a predicted model, not a curated record. Gene Ontology annotation, molecular function: zinc ion binding; protein binding. Gene Ontology annotation, cellular component: cytoplasm. The coding region runs from base 684 to 2897 and encodes 737 amino acids. The transcript has 10 exons.
CCUCCUCCUCAUCCUCUUCUCAUCCUUCUCUCAUCUGUCCUGCCAGCCAAAUCCUAGCAGCUGUAGUCAUCAUUGCCCGGCUGGAUGGUCUUAUGAGGCUAUCUGCUGAGAUCCAAGGGAGAGAGCCGCGCAGCUGGCGGGGCCCAGGUCUUGGCUCAAUCAAGGUGAAUCCUGUGGUCGGCUUGGCUUAGGCGCUGUCCGCCGGCCCAUGGUGCUGAAGCCAGCAGCGUCCAUUCCGGUUGUGCGAGUGUUGCUGGAGUAGGCGUGUAGAGGAGAACAAGGGAAUCGCAGCAGCAGCAGCGCACUGGCAGCAUUCAUACAUUCCUCCUGCCGUUGCCAUUACUAACUCUCCGCCUUCUAUGUCAUCCCUUUAUUGCUUUAUUCCAUGACAUUAAUAUUUGUAUUAUUUCCGUGUCACCGCACAACUAAUUGAUGAUUGUUUCCUACCAUCUGCGGGAUUUAUCACUGGAUGUUGCAACGUUACAGGAGCUGCUCAUGCUUCGUUCCCCUCCCCAGCUGGCGGACGUUGCGUUGCACUGACCACAUAUUUUCUCUUUUUCCAUUUAUAAAUAAGUGAUAUUUGUUACCAGCGAUUUCCUCUGCUUCUGAUCCCCUUUGGUCUUCUCUGUAUCGUCUUAUGACACAUCAGUGUUGGUGAGAGAGAAAACAAUUACACCAGCGCAAUGGAGGAAGAGCUCAAGUGCCCUGUGUGUGGCUCCUUUUUCCGGGAGCCUCUGAUCCUGCCCUGCUCACACAACGUCUGCCUGCCCUGUGCCCGCACCAUUGUAGUGCAGACCCCUGAGAGCGAGCACCUACCUCACGCCGCACGCCCUAUGCUGCUUAUGGGUGCUGACUAUGAUUACCCAGACCACCUGGAUAAGAUGAGCCUCUACAGCGAGACAGAUAGCGGCUAUGGUUCCUACACCCCCAGCCUCAAGUCCCCCAAUGGCGUAAGGGUAUUACCCCCAGCUCCAGCCCCAUCCUUAGCUGCUUCAUCCGGAGCAACCUCCCGGGGUAUGCAUGGCAGUCUAUGCAGCUCUUCCUCCAUCACCUGCCCACAAUGCCAUCGCAGCGCAUCCUUGGACGAAAGAGGGCUGAGGGGCUUCCAGCGCAACCGGCUUCUGGAGACUAUAGUGCAGAGGUACCAGCAGGAGCGCAGCGCAACACCCGACGCAGAAGGCAGCGCUGCGCCAGAGACACUCAGGGGAUCGGUGACCAAUGCCAGGUGCCAGCUCUGUGAUACAAACCCAGCAGAGGCCGCAGUAAUGUGCGAGCAGUGUGAUGUUCUUUACUGCUCUUCCUGCCAGAGGAAAUGCCACCCUACCAGGGGACCUUUUGCCAAGCACCGGCUAGUGCCACCCUCCCAGCUGGCAUCUUCCACUACUGGCAGUCAGAAAGCAGCCGGUGCAGCGUUAGGACCACCUAAUACAGCACGCAAGUUCCCCACCUGUGCUGAUCAUGAGCUGGAGAACUAUAGCAUGUACUGCUUAAGCUGCAGGACUCCUGUGUGCUACCAGUGUCUGCAGGAGGGAAAGCAUGCCAAGCAUGAGAUGAAAGCUCUUGGGAUCAUGUGGAAGCAACACAAGGCACAGCUUUCGCAGGCAUUGAGUGGAGUGUCUGAUAAAGCAAAGGAAGCCAAAGAAUUCUUGGUACAGCUAAAGAACAUACUUCAGCAAAUCCAGGAAAAUGGACUGGAGUACGAAGCCUGCCUGGUUGCGCAAUGUGAUGCUCUGGUGGAUGCAUUAAAUCGUCAGAAAGCGAAGUUACUCACCAAAGUCACUAAAGAACGAGAACAUAAAUUCAAGGUUGUUUGGGACCAGAUAAAUCAUUGUACAUUAAAACUACGCCAGUCGACAGGGCUGAUGGAGUAUUGCCUUGAAGUAAUCAAAGAAAAUGAUCCAUCUGGCUUCUUACAGAUUUCAGAUGCUUUGAUAAAGCGAGUUCAAUGCUCCCAGGAACAGUGGGUUAAAGGUGCACUGGAACCAAAAGUGUCUCCUGAAUUUGACCUCACAUUGGACAAUGAUCCUUUACUUCAGGCCAUUCACCAGCUGGAUUUUAUUCAGAUGAAAUUUCCCGUUACAGUGCCCCCAGUACCAUUACUGCAGCUGGAGAAAUGCUGCACUAGAAAUAAUAGUGUUACUCUGGCUUGGAGAAUGCCACCCUUUGCCCACAAUCCUGUGGAAGGAUAUAUUCUGGAACUAGAUGAUGGCGAUGGUGGUCCAUUUAGGGAAGUUUAUGUCGGAAAAGAGACUUUAUGCACAAUCGAUGGUCUUCACUUCAACAGCACUUACAAUGCAAGAGUCAAAGCAUUUAAUUCAACUGGCCUUGGGCCUUACAGCAAAACAGUCGUUCUGCAGACAUCUGAUGUGGCUUUUUUCACAUUCGACUCAAACUCUGCACAUCGGGAUAUUGUUUUGUCUAAUGAAAAUAUGACGGCUUCUUGUAGCAGUUAUGAUGACAGAGUGGUUUUGGGCACUGCCGCAUUCUCCAAAGGAGUCCACUAUUGGGAGGUACAGGUCGACAGAUAUGAUAACCAUCCUGAUCCAGCUUUUGGUGUUGCCAGAAUUAAUGUGGUGAAAGAUAUGAUGCUUGGGAAGGAUGAUAAGGCCUGGGCAAUGUAUGUGGACAAUAACCGUAGUUGGUUCAUGCAUUGCAACUCUCAUACUAACCGAACAGAAGGAGGUGUGAGCAAGGGAACCACAGUAGGCAUACUCCUGGAUCUUAACAAACGCAUACUAAUUUUUCAUAUCAAUGGGAAGCAGCAGGGACCUGUAGCCUUUGAGAACAUUGAUGGUGUGUUUAUGCCAGCAAUAAGUCUCAAUCGAAAUGUACAAGUUACUCUACAUACGGGACUAGAGGUGCCAACAAUCCUCAGGCACAACAAGCCACCAAACUGAACCUGAUCCAUUUCAACUGGUGUAGACUUUCACAGGCUUCCCUUUUAUAAGUGUAUGAUAUCCUUGUCAGUGACCCCAUGUGCACACAAUGUUUAUAUACUGUAUUCGCCUUAGAAUGCUACUAUUUAAAAAAACAACACACACACAAAACAAACAAAAAAAAAAACAUUUUGUUUUGUUUGGGAGCACAGAAAAAGGUAUGAGAUAAGAUCAACACAAUAGCAAAAAAUAGGGACUGUACUUUUUACCUUAUUCCCUUUACUUAUUAUUUAUUUAUUCCUGUACUUAUUCCCUUUCUCUGAAAAUAAGACUUGAGCACAUGUAAAUUAAGUGCUGUUUUUACAUUUGAAAUCUUAAAAAUAACAGAUGUAUGUAUCUAAAGACCAAGUUCAGAGUUCAAAAUAAGCUUUUCUUGGCCAUUGGUGGUCUGCAGAAAGGGGCAAGGUGCAAGUUAAGGGGCACUUAUUCCUGCCUCUGGAUCACACUCUGUAUUUUUUCUCUGUCAUUAGCUUUUUCUUUAUUUAUUGCUUUUCUAUGUUUUUACCACUGAAAUAUUGUAACAUACAGUGCUAUUAUUCUGUUUUUUUUUUUUUUUUACAACCAUUUUUGUAUAGUAAUAUAAUGUUUGAUCCAGUCAUGGCAAUAAUGGCAAAGAAUAAAGGGGCAGAUGUAUU